CGCGCGCCGCGUCGCGACCUUUCCCCGCGCCCAGGAUGGUCUCCUCCCUGUUCAGCAAGGCCGUGUUCACGAUGGACACGCGCCAGCUCCCGCUCUCCGUCGUCGUCUUCGCGCUCUCCGGUUUCGUGUCGGUCGCGAAUCACGCGUACAAGACGAGCGCGUUCGAUCACAAGGCGUUCGUCGCGUCGUUUCCCGCGACGUACGGAACGAAAUGGCGCGCAGGGAAGUCCGCCGCGCCCGUCGACGUGUCCGCGUUCGCUCCCGUCGUCCUCGUCACCGCGGCGUGGGCGCUGCUGUACUACGCGUUCCUCAUGGACCAGAGCGCGACCGCGUUCGUCGUCCUCAAGGAUGCCAAGAGAAAAGCAGCCGCGGAGAAGAAGCCGACGCCGACGCUCGCGGACGUCAAGUACGGCAAGUACAGCAAGGGCGCGCGGAUGCGCGUCGCGGACCGCACGGUGGGCAACUACCUCGAGCAGUCCGUGCCGUUCUUAACCUCCCUCUGGCUUCACGCGGCGUUCGUGUCGCCGGUGAACGCGGCGGCGAUCGGAUGGUGUUGGAUCGCCGCUCGGUUCGUGUACCCGUGGGCGUACAAGAGGCCGUUCCCCGCGGUGUUCGUGAGCACGUUGCCGUCGUACGCGUGCGUCGUCUAUUUGCUCGGCGAGGUCGUGCGGAGCGUCGUCGCGUUGAAGUGAUGACGGAGACGCGAGGGAAAGGAGGGGUGUCGGGGACGUUUGCGAUGUAAUUUAAUAUAAGUGGUCCAGC
Messenger RNA from Micromonas pusilla CCMP1545, 762 nucleotides. RefSeq lists its product as uncharacterized. The transcript has a single exon. Lineage: Eukaryota; Viridiplantae; Chlorophyta; Mamiellophyceae; Mamiellales; Mamiellaceae. Gene Ontology annotation, cellular component: membrane. The record is from RefSeq and is a predicted model, not a curated record. Bases 36 to 692 code for a protein of 218 amino acids.